GGGCUGUGGCUGUUGCCGUGGGGUCGGUGAGGGAGGGAAGAAAGUUGGCACGGUCUUAGCCUGGAACCCUGGAGCUUUCUUUCGCGGGGAGGGCGGGGUUAGACCCUGCAUCAGUUUCAGGCGCGGCAAGAGUGCUCUUGGGCAUAGGCAGAGUGCAUUUUCUUCACCACCUUAUAUAGCAAAUAUUCCCAGCUCAGUCUCGCCUCGGCGCGUCUUUAAAGUGUUUGUUAGCUUGCAGGGCUAGAUUUUAGAGGCAUUGCUGGUUGAAGCAGAAGAGUUCACCUGUGGAACUUCGCACUAACAUAGCUGCUUUGCACAAGGAGUAUCCAGGUUUAAGCAGGACACUUUGCCAAAUCUCACAGAACCUUAAAAUGGGCAACACAAGCAGUGAACGUGCUGGAGUGGAGCGCCAAGGAGGGCACAAGACUCCUCGAAGGGAUGGCUCUGGAAAGGAAGGGGACAGGCCCAAGAUCUUGAUGGACAGCCCUGAAGAUGCUGACUUGUUCCACGGGGAAGAAAUCAAGGCUCCCUUGGAGAAAGAAGAAUUCUUGGCUUGGCAGCAUGAUGUGGAAGUGAACGAUAAAGCUCCAACCCAAGCUCGGCCCACUGUCUUCCGCUGGACUGGAGGAGGCAAAGAAGUUUAUUUAUCAGGCUCAUUUAACAACUGGAGCAAACUUCCACUUACGCGGAGCCACAAUAAUUUCGUAGCCAUCUUAGACCUCCCAGAAGGUGAACACCAGUACAAGUUCUAUGUGGAUGGUCAGUGGACACAUGAUCCUUCAGAGCCUGUAGUAACCAGCCAACUGGGGACUCUCAACAAUGUUAUUCAGGUGAAGAAAACAGAUUUUGAAGUAUUUGAUGCUUUAAUGGUGGACUCCCAAAAGUGCUCUGACAUGUCUGAGCUGUCAAGUUCACCUCCAGGGCCCUAUCACCAGGAGCCCUACAUCUGUAAGCCAGAGGAGCGUUUCAAGUCUCCCCCUAUCCUUCCUCCACAUCUGCUGCAGGUUAUCUUAAACAAAGACACUGGCAUUUCGUGUGAUCCAGCUCUACUUCCGGAACCGAACCAUGUCAUGUUGAAUCACUUGUAUGCCCUGUCCAUCAAGGAUGGGGUGAUGGUUCUCAGUGCCACCCACCGUUACAAGAAGAAAUAUGUGACUACAUUGCUGUAUAAACCCAUAUGAAGCGGGUUCUGGGUUGCCUAAUCUGUGGAGUAGCAGAGGGAACAAACCAAAAAAUGUGCACUUUGGUGAAGCAGUAGCAGACUUGCUCUCAAGUCGUACCAUUUUUUUUAAAGAGUCCAGACCUGUUGCAUAGUUGCCUUCCUCUCUCCCUCCUGCUGUGGAUGUUCUUCAGAUCAACCAACAGACCCACUGUGGUCCUGCCAGUGGGAUUUCAAAAACAGACCAUAAUCCCUAAUUGCCUGUUCUUUCAAAGAAAACAUACGCACAAACUGCUGAGAACAUUUUGUUUAUGGUAUUUGGGGUGGGGGGAGCCCUUCAGUUGAAUAGCUCACCCGGAUGAGCUCUGCCAAUUUUAGGGGCUGUCAAUGGGUGUACUUUAUUCAUGAACACUGAGGUCCCCCAAAGCACUUUCUCUGGUUCUUUUUUUAGGUGUACGAGAGAAGCCUUUUCUGCUAAAAAUUCUUGGGGUUAAAUUCAGAUACAUUCACUUGUUCUGCUCUCUUCCCCAGAUAGCUGCCUUUGUCAUCCAAAUCUUUGCCAAGCUUCAAAGUGCUGGCAGAGACAACUAGUUUCUGCUACAUUUUUCAGUAAGUGCUGCCCAGCAAUCUUAAUCCAGUAACAAAACUGACAGCUGUAAGUUGGUGGAUCUGAUUUUCUCAUAGCAGCACUCACCACAAUGGCCGGAAGGGGUCCGAGUUACUGCAGAGUUCUAGGACCAAACCCCUUAGUUCUCUACAAGCGUGCCCCCUGCCACCUGGGCUAUUAAUCACUCAUGUAUCCCAAGCCAUUCUGUAUAUUGGCAAGAAACACAGUCCAUCUCUUCCCCAAAGAUUGUCACCCAUGGAGAUGGUGCUGUUGUACUCCAACAGGAGGAUGUCUCUCCUCUAAAAUAGUUGAUGUGUUCCUUUGCUGCAGUACGUGGCAGAGAACUGUCCGAAGGACCACCUCAGCCUGAAGUCAAAAGGACAGGAAAAAACCACACCUGCCUCUUGUUUAAUUCCAGUUAAUGUGCUGGAGCACUUAAGGUGCAGACACUGCUAAGGAGCCGGCUUGUGCCUUUUAGCCAAGCGAGGCCAUGUAGCAUCAUGAUUCUGUAGCAGCCCCACUGAUCUUAGACUUUGUAUGUUUUGCUUUAAUGGGUAUAUGGCUACACACGCACUGCUGUUGGGAAUGGUAUUUCAUACCCAGUCUUGUCUUCUGUUGUAUUAUUAGCCCUCUUCAGAAAUGUUGACAAUAAAGCAUUUGUGGUAUGAAUAA
This is a messenger RNA of Eublepharis macularius, 2438 nucleotides long. It is a transcript of the gene PRKAB1, whose product is annotated as protein kinase AMP-activated non-catalytic subunit beta 1. The transcript is spliced from 9 exons. Gene Ontology annotation, molecular function: protein kinase binding. Gene Ontology annotation, cellular component: nucleotide-activated protein kinase complex; nucleus; cytoplasm. The coding region runs from base 372 to 1181 and encodes 269 amino acids. Lineage: Eukaryota; Metazoa; Chordata; Lepidosauria; Squamata; Eublepharidae. Gene Ontology annotation, biological process: signal transduction. The record is from RefSeq and is a predicted model, not a curated record.